CUCCAUCCCCUUGCGAUAUAUUGCUUGGUUUUCACUUGCAGGUAUCAACUUCGUCCUACACUGAUUUACGAUUUCUCAAACUGCACCUGAAUGAUUAUUUCGAUGUGCACCUCUUUGAAACACCGACACCGUAAAAGUGGCCUCUGGAUAUGCUCCUCGCAAAUCAGCAAUGAGAAGAUAAAGAGAGAAGCCAAUAUGGAGGGCGACCUUCAAAAGUCUGUCUCUUUUCGGCUAAAUCGGAGAGGAGAACGAAGUAGCCAGAAUACAAAUGUUAAAGAUGGGUUAAAUUUGAUGUUGAUGGUGCAGAUUUUGAAGCGAGCUUAUUUUCUUCAGGGAGACUAUCCCAAGAUUACCCCAUGAAGAUUGUUUGGAAGAAAGGCUUUAUUCGGCUGGUUCUUGUUACCGGGAUCUUGUGGAUGCUAUUGAUUCUUAUUGCAUUGUUGUUCCAUAUAUGGUCUUGUCAAUCAUCUGUCUCCUUUUUGUCAGCUAUAUGUAACAAAGAAAGCAAGGUUUACUCGAUGUUAGACACAAUGGGAUUUGUAUCAAAACCUCACAGAUGUCCAAUCCCGGUUGCAAAUGAUCCUGAUAAAAUAGUCAUUCCAACUGGAAAAAGUUUUGAUGAAAUUGUGAAAAAUUUAUUGUAUAUUGACAAAGAUGAAGUUCCACAUAAUGAACCUCAGGCACCUCCUCUAUUUGGAGGCCAUCAAAGCUGGUCUCAAAGGGAGGAGAGUUUCAAACUGAAUUCAACCAUGAAGGUUCACUGUGGGUUUAUGAAAGGGGGUGGUGCUGAAAUGGAUACUGUGGACACAAAUUUUGUCAAGAAAUGCAAAUUCGUUGUUGCUUCUGGUAUUUUUGAUGGAUAUGAUGUGCCUCAGCAGCCAUCAAAUAUUAGCUUUCGUUCUAAGGAGCUAUUUUGUUUUCUCAUGGUGGUGGAUGAAAUAUCUCUGAAAUUCAUCAAGGAAAAUGCUACUGUUAAAGAAGACAAUGAUGGCGGAAAAUGGGUGGGAAUUUGGCGUCUUGUUUUACUUAAGCAUCAACCCUAUGAUGAACCAAGAAGGAAUGGAAAAGUUCCCAAGAUCUUAACCCACAGGCUGUUCCCUCAAGCACAGUAUAGUAUUUGGAUUGAUGGUAAAAUGGAGCUGAUUGUUGAUCCAUUGCUCAUCCUUGAGAGAUACUUAUGGCGUGGGAAUCAUACAUUUGCCAUUGCCCAGCAUAAGUAUCACCGAAGCAUAUAUGAGGAAGCUGAUGCAAACAAAAGAAGAAAGCGAUAUGCACGCCCCCUAAUUGAUCUGCACAUGAAAAUCUACUAUUAUGAAGGAAUGAAGCCAUGGAAUCCGAUGAAGAGGACCAUUAGUGAUGUACCAGAGGGAGCGAUAAUUAUUCGUGAACAUACUUCAAUGAACAACUUGUUUAGCUGCUUGUGGUUCAAUGAGGUUCAUCUCUUCACCCCAAGGGAUCAACUGAGUUUUGGCUAUGUUGUGUACAGAUUAGGGGACGCGUUCAAAUUCUUCAUGUUUCCCAACUGUGAGUACAACUCACUGUUUUUGUUGCAUCCACACACAAGAGAGCAUUCUUCUCCCAUAGAGUGGGUCAAACAGUUAGAUCAACUUAAGAAUAAUAGCCUUAAAGAAAGCAGGGGAGGAUUGGGCUUGUGGACGCCUUAUCCAGGGGAUUUAGCUUCAGUUGUCCUGCCAAAUGUAACUAGAACAUCAAAAGCAGGCUGACAAUUUUUCAAAUAUUAAUUUAUGUUAUGAUUGUUUUCCAAGGAUUUCAGCAUGCUUAUUUUACUUAAUCUUUAUGUCUUCAAUGGAAAGUAAUGACGAUAAGGCUCUACAAGUUUCUGUCAA
This is a messenger RNA of Prosopis cineraria, 1847 nucleotides long. RefSeq names its product probable hexosyltransferase MUCI70. The transcript has 8 exons. NCBI's taxonomy places the organism in Eukaryota, Viridiplantae, Streptophyta, Magnoliopsida, Fabales, Fabaceae. The record is from RefSeq and is a predicted model, not a curated record. Bases 357 to 1724 code for a protein of 455 amino acids.